Messenger RNA from Spinacia oleracea (spinach), 2337 nucleotides. RefSeq names its product protein FAR-RED IMPAIRED RESPONSE 1-like. The transcript has a single exon. Lineage: Eukaryota; Viridiplantae; Streptophyta; Magnoliopsida; Caryophyllales; Amaranthaceae. Gene Ontology annotation, molecular function: zinc ion binding. The record is from RefSeq and is a predicted model, not a curated record. The coding region runs from base 1 to 2337 and encodes 778 amino acids.
AUGAACGAGGGUGAUGGAGUAUUACCUACUUCUUUGUUAAAUUCAGUUACAGAGAUUAAUCAUUCAACUAGUAAUGAUGAUACUUCAAGCUUCAUCAACUCACCUAGGGUGUGUUACUCCCCUAAAGGAUCCAAGGAGUACAUUGCAGGUUGUUUGCAUCAUCUUAAACAUAGUGUGGAUAUGAUUUUUGAUUCUUUAAAAGAGGCUGAACUUUUUUAUAAAGUUUAUGCUGCUCACUGUGGUUUUCAAGUGCGCAAUGGGACUGACAAAAAGGAAAAACAAACUGUUGGAAAAGAAAUUGUUGAAGUGAUACUUCUCAAAUAUUUGCUUUGUACUAAGCAAGGUUAUUUUCAACCCAAGCCCAGAAAUCAGGAUGCUGAGAGUAGUCAAACGCGGAAAAGAAGUGUGACCCGUUCUGGUUGCUCUGCUUGUAUUCGGUUACGGUAUAGUUCUGGUGGUAAAUAUGUGAUUUAUUAUUUUCAUGAGGGCCAUUCUCAUCCUUUUUUAACCCCGAGCUCUAUACCCUUUACUAAAGAGUCCAGGCAAUUGACUCAGGUGCAAAAGCAAUAUAUUUUUAAUAAUGCCAAAGUGAAUAUAGGGCAUGUUAAGUCCUAUAGGAUGAGUAAAGAACAUUGUGGAAGUUAUAACAAUGUUCGUACUGAUUUUAAAAACAUUUAUCGUGAUUUGAAAGUUUAUAUAGGCGAUAAAGAUGCGUUUAUGUUCAAGGAAAAUUUUGAGAGGAAAAUACAGGCUUCUAAUGGGGGUUUUUACUUUGAUUAUUGUGUUGACAACCAUAAACAUCUUACUCGUGCUUUUUGGGCUGAUUCAAUCUGUAGGAAAAAUUAUGCAUUAUUUGGGAAUGUUGUUACUUUUGAUAGUACAUAUGAUACAAACAAAUAUUGUUUAUUUUUUCCCCUUUCACUGGGGUUGAUCACCACAAAAAGUGUCACUUUUGGUUCAGCUUUGUUGUCCAAAGAAGAUACUGACUCUUUUGUUUGGUUGUUUGAGACAUUUUUGAAGUGCAUGGGUAAUUGUGAACCUUAUUGUUUGCUCACGGAUCAAGAUCCUGCUAUGUCAAUUGCUAUAGAGAAAGUGUUUAAAACGACUAAACUGCGUUUAUGUAUGUGGCAUAUAAUGCGUAAGGUGCCUGAUAAAGUUGGCCCUGUUCUUUGCAGAGAAACUAAUUUUUUGAAGAAGUUAAAUGCAGUGGUAUGGGAUUCUGAUUUGGAUCCAACUGAGUUUGUAUCCGGCUGGGAAGCUGUGAUGAAAGAAUUUAGUUUAGAAAAUCAUGAUUGGCUUAGUUAUAUGUGUAAGAUCAAACAUAAAUGGAUCCCAGCUUACUUUAGAGAUCUUUUUAUGGGUGGCUUGUUGCGAGUUACUUCUCGUUCUGAAGGGGAAAACAAUUUCUUUUGUCAUUUUACAAAUCCACAUGUCACUUUAGUUGAGUUUGCUCUACGUUAUGAUAGCGCGCUUGAUGCCCAAAGACAUGAACAAGAUGAGUUGGUUAAGAAAUCCAAAAAUCUUCCUUCACUUGUUACUCCUUUACAAUUAGAAAAGCAUGCAUCCUUGUUUUAUACACACGCACUUUUUUAUGAAUUUCAAAAAGAAUGUGAGGCAGCAUGUUUUGCAUGUGGUAUAGAGAGUUGCAAUUCAUGUUAUGGUGAUGGUGAAGAGUUUUCUGUUGUUUAUGAUAAUGAGAGACGCAAGAAUUAUGAUGUUAUUUUUGACACGAGUUCUAAUGAUAGUACAUGCAGUUGUAGAAAGUUUGAGAGUGAAGGGAUAUUGUGUAGACAUAUCUUAUUUAUAAUGAAGGGAAAGUUCUUAUGUGAAAUUCCAUCUAAAUAUUUGUUGCGUCGUUGGUCAAAAGAUGCCCUUAAGCAACCAAUGUCUAAUUUCGAAGGUUGGUCAUUUGUGGAAGAUUCUUCAAGGAGUGAUAGAAAAAAACAACUUCUCUCUGAUUGUUGGUCUAAAAUGUUUUCUUGUGUGAGUUUGGCUGAGGACACAGAAGAUAAUUUGUUUGAAUUAGUUGAGAAAUUAAGUGUGUUUGAGGAGGAAUUGAAGAAAAAGCAGUGUGGUGAAGGCGAGGCAACUAGGAAAGACCAAACUGCUUCUGAUGCUGAUAUACUUGAGCUACUUGUUGGCUCAAAGUCUGGGGAGGUUGAUGUUCUCCCUCCUAAUUUUUGUCUUACCAAGGGAUCUGGAAGAAGUUCCAAGAGGCUAAAGAGUGCGAAAGAGAAAGCAGUUGAAGUGAAUACCACUGCAAAGAAGGGACGUACAUGCAAAGCUUGUGGCCAGUCAGGGGUAAACCACGACAGCCGUAACUGUCCAAACAAAUGA